Lynx canadensis (Canada lynx) is the source of this 1518-nucleotide messenger RNA. RefSeq lists its product as uncharacterized. Lineage: Eukaryota; Metazoa; Chordata; Mammalia; Carnivora; Felidae. The record is from RefSeq and is a predicted model, not a curated record. The coding region runs from base 1 to 660 and encodes 219 amino acids. The transcript has 4 exons.
AUGGAUCUGAGCCCUUUAAAUAUCUUGCCUCGGCCAAUUGGCGUGGUAUCAGUCGAGAGUCUGGGUGUGACAUUGCAGGAGGAAAGGCUUUUGCUUCCUACUGCGCAGGCUCCUGCCGGGGACACAGCUUCUCCAAUGUACAGUUCCUGCAGCGCCCACGACUUCCGCCAGCUCACGGUAGCCAGCAGGCUCCCCUGGCACCCAUCUCCAGUGGGUUUGCGGCUCGGUGAUACACCUCCCUGUUACCAGCUUCGCCUGCCGCCCUGCAAAGCCAAUUCCCAGCAAGUUCCAGAGCACAGAUUUCUACUACCGGUCCCUUCGGUGUUCUCUGUGGGGUGGGCUCCUCUUGACAGUUCUGCGGAGCUGCCUCCAGUGGGUUUCUUUCUCAGUCUUGCGGUGGAUAAUGAGUUCCUGCAGCAGUGGCCCCAUCUAUCCAGAGGUCUGAAUCUCAGCUUUGCCGGGGCGGGAGUUGGGAGGCUCCUCGAAUUUUCCAAGUGCCAUCGUCCUGGACUGCAAGUCUCAAAGUCAUCUAUGAAUAGUGAAACCAAAAAAGAGGCACCUGGGUUGAGGUCCCUGGCCCUAGAUGGGAGAAGAGAGGCCAUUGAGAGCACUAUGCUAUUCAAGACCUGCCGGACCCCAGGCUUUAGACCGUGUGGUUGACUGACUUCCUCCCUCUAGAUGCCUAGAGGGAAGGUUUGGAAAGACAACUUGCUGAGAAUGUAUGAAGAGUUUGGUGGAAAUUUCCAGAAGCCAGGAGCUAAAGAACUUCUCUAAGAAAAGGAGGAAAAUGUUCUCUGAGUGAAUUUCAUGUUACCUCGUCUACUUUCACUGUGUCCUGUGUUCAAAGUUUGCAGGAGUUUGCUUGACGGGUUAUUUUUGGUCAUUUACAUAAACAUGUAAAGGUCCAUUUGCUCAACAAAUGAAUACGGGUUGGUGCCUAUAAUCAAUGUGUUAACUUCACUGAUGGCCCUUACCCUUGAGAUUGCUUGUUUAUUUGUCUGCAGACUGGAUGCAUCUAGCACAGGACCUGGCACAUAGGGGGCUCAGUAAAUACUUCUUGCCUGGAUGGGAAAUGAAUGUGCAAGGUGUUACAAUGUGUCUGGCAUUACAAUGCCAGAUGCUGGCUUUAGACAGGUUGUCUGGACCAGCCUGAGAGGGGGUCAUGGCUGGCUGGUGGAGUUGUUUUCCACUCACUUUACAGUCCGGCGCUCUUUAAGUUAGUCACAGUCCCAGAAAGGGGCAGAGCCAAAUUUAAUCCAGAUCCCCUGACUCCCCAUGCUUUCUCUAUUAUUCUCUAUUCCGAAACCAUGUAUGUUGGAAAUAGAGGUACUGCUAUCAAACCUGUACAGAAUGAUUUGAAUUGUGAUUGUAUCUUUCUGAAUCCAAGCAUUUGAAUGCCAAAGUGCCCAAAGCAUUGCCUUUUAUUCUUUCCAUCAACUUGUUCAUUAACUCAACAUUACAGUUGUUCUCCAUUUUUAAAAAUCUUGAUGAGACUGUGCAGAUUCUAAAGCAUUCUUA